GAUCUGCCUGCCUGACAUGGUAUCUGCUGUUGCUUGUAGAAUACACUUUCUACGCCUUACAAAGACUUCUUGAUCGAGUUAGCUGAGUCGAAGACAACGGACCAGAAUAGCUAUCGAGUCGCUGAAUCAUCGAUCCUUCGUUCGUUCGAGUAAGACGCAUCAGUAAUAGCAUUCAAGCAAAAACGAACCAUAACAAUUUGGCGACGGUGGUUUUGGAAACAUGGAUCCUUCCAAACUUGAAUUAUUACUCGAGCAGCAGAUGAAACUUAUUCAGAUGUUAGCAAAUGCAAAGCUUACGUCUAAUACUCAACCAAGCAGUUCUAAUCCUACUACUACUGCACCAUCAGUUGAUGGUAUCGCUAACAGUAUCUCCGAGUUUCAUUACGAUCCAGAAUCCAAUGUCACGUUUGAUAUGUGGUUUCGACGUUACGAAGACUUAUUCAAAUUCGACUUUGCUAAUCAGGAUGAUGCUUGGAAGGUCCGCUUGCUGCUUCCAAAGUUGGGUCCUAGUGAACUAGACAAUUAUUGCAACCUAAUUCUGCCUCUAAACCCACGCGAUCGCUCAUUCUCGGACGCUGUCCAGUCAUUGAGCCAACAAUUCGGAGACAACUCCUCACUAUUCAAUGCGCUUUAUCGAUGUUUGAAGCUCACUAUGAACGAAGAUGAUGAUUUUCUCACACAUGUGGGUAUUGUUAACCGAGAAUGUGAACGCUUCCGGUUGAAGUCGCUUACUGAAGACCAAUUUAAAGCACUCAUUCUCAUCUUCAGCCUUCAAUCACAGAAGUUCAGUGACGUUAGAACACGUUUGCUAAGUCGAUUGGACCAAGAUCCAAAACUAACCCUUAAUGAUAUUGCAAACGAAUAUCAACGCCUAAUCAAUCUACAGCGUGACACUACGAUGGUCCAGCGUGGUGGUUCAGAUCGUGCUGAAGUUCAUGUAGUCCAACAACCGCAUAAAUCUGCCCCAGCAACAUCUGGUUCAGGUCAAAAGACAAAAACAAAUCCUCCUGCCCCAUGCUGGCACUGCGGUGCAUGGCAUUUUGUUCUAUACUGUCCAUAUAAGCAACAUCGGUGCAGGAAAUGUAAUGCGGUGGGUCAUAAAGAUGGGUUUUGUCGAAAAAAGAAGCCAAGCAACUCCAAAGGUACCAAAAGGCCUACGCCUAGAUCCAACACGAAUUCGUUGAGCUUAAUAGCAAGCUGUGAGAACUCAUCCCCAGUUGAGAGGAAAUCUAUUACCCUUAAUAUUAAUGGGCACCCAUUUAGAUGGCAAAUAGACACUGCAUCUGAUGUAACAAUUCUCUCACGAAAAUAUUGGAUCAGAAUGGGAAGACCACGCAUGGUUCUAACAACACAAAAACCUCGAACUGCAUGCGGUAAUUACCUACGUUUGUUGGGACAACUAGAUUGUAAAGUGUCUUUUCACGAUUCGACGUUUACCGGUGUAUGUUCCAUCACACCAGCUGGUCUUAAUCUAUUUGGAUUAGACUGGUUUGACCGGCUAUGUUUAGCUGACGUUCCUUUGAGCACCGUAUGCCAUCUGAUGAAACAAUCUCAUGAACCUGAAACAUAUUCGAAAGAACUACUGACGGAGUUUUCAACCAGCGAACACCAUACGGCCGGCGAAGAUGCAGUUAGUGCCUCCCUAAUGACAGAGGACCGCGCGCAGUGCUACCUGACAACUGCUAUUCGUGCUUUGUCAGUCUCAGCAGCUGAAAUACAAUCUGCAUCCAAGAACGACUCCAUCAUAAAGAGAGCGAUGAAAUACGUCACUAAUGGCUGGCCGCCGACUGGACUCGAUGGUGACUUGAAACAGCUUUACCACUGUCGGGACUCAUUAUGCGUCGUAAACGAAUGCUUGAUGUUUGGAGAUAGAGUAUUGGUACCAGAGUCCUUAAGAUCAAGGGUGCUAAAGCAAUUCCACACUGGUCAUCCUGGUAUAAAACGAAUGAAAUCCAUCGCCAGAAGCUAUGCUUAUUGGCCCCUCAUGGACCAACAUAUCGUGGAUUUAGUAAGCAAAUGCACACAAUGUCAGCAAGCAGCCAAGUGUAACGCGGAAUCAGUGCCGGUCCCAUGGCCACAGCCUGAGUAUCUCUGGUCCAGGAUACAUAUCGAUUUCGCAGGCCCCAUUAAUGGAAUCACCUAUCUAGUCGUUGUUGACGCCUUUUCGAGAUGGCCAGAAAUCUUUCCCGUCACGCCACCAACGACAACCCAAACGAUGCAACUUUUGACAGAGAUGUUCUCUCGCAACGGAUUACCGGAUAUAAUCGUUUCCGAUAAUGGUUCGCAAUUCACCUCAAGUCAAUUUCAAGAAUUUUGCAAACGCCUAUCUAUCAAGCAUUUCCGCUCUCCGCCUUACCACCCACAGUCAAAUGGCCAGGCAGAAAGAUUUGUGGAUAUAUUCAAGAGAGCUCUAAUGAAGUCGAAAGGGGAGGGAACGCCAGUAGAAACACUGCAGAAUUUCUCGUUUGUUUACCGAACAACACCUAGUGAUAUGCUAACACAGCAGAAGUCCCCCGCAGAGAUCCUGAUGGGAAGGAAAUUGAGGACGACCCAUAGUCUGAUGUGCCCAAGAACCACACCACCACCAUCUCAGACCAAAUCUCAGAAGCUUCCAGCGUACGAGGUUGGAUGCCCUGUGUUCGCUCGAGACUACAGAGCAAAUCAUGGUCCUUGGAUCUAAGCACGUGUGGUUGGAAGACUAGGCCAAGUUAUGUACAAUGUAAAGGUGGGAAGAGACACAUGGACUAGACACCGAAAUCAACUACGUAAGCGGAUAGCCCCAGACCACCCAUCAACAGGGCUAAAUCUUCCUCUCGACAUCUUGCUUGAUACUUUCAACUUACCGGCAACCCUACCACUAGAAAAACUCCAACAACAAGCUGAAACACGUCCCAGACGGUGGCUUAUAAGAGAACGGCGAGCUACAGUCAAGAUGCAGGUUGACCCCAGAAAAGCCCGCUAUUAAAAAGGGGAGGAGUGUUGGGGACGAUAGAUCCCCAAACUCAUAUUUUAAAUUUUAUCGCAUCGAUCAACUUGUUGAUUAAAUGUUUAAAUAUUUGUAUUGGGGUCAAUUGAUGAACUGAUCGGUUAAAUGUUUGAAUAGCAGUCAAUUGAUGAACUAUCGAUUAAAUGCGCAAAUAGGUCGAUUGAUGAACUAUCGAUUAAAUGCGCAAAUAGGUCAAUUAAUGAACUCAUUGAUUAAUGUUUAAAAAUUUUCUAUGACAAUAUCGAUUGUAAAUAAUUGUAUAAAUACGCUUGACUUGUAUGCUUGAUCUGAUCUGCCUGCCUGACAUGGUAUCUGCUGUUGCUUGUAGAAUACACUUUCUACGCCUUACCAAGACUUCUUGAUCGAGUUAGCUGAGUCGAAGACAACGGACCAGAAUAGUCUAUUGAGUCUCUGAAUCCUGAGCCUUCGUUCCGUUCCGAAUAAGUCGAAUCAGUAGUAUCCUCGAAGUUAACAAACCUAACAGGUUCGAAUCACGCAAUCCUCAAAGCUGAACAUGAGACAACUGUGAAAAUGCGUAUUCAACAACUAACACGAUUGUUAACAAAGGAGAGGGGGCGAAUUAAUUAGUUAAACUGAGUGGCAUGUCCCAGCCUUUCAGGUAUGGUCAUUCGUGUGUAAAUUAUAUCCGUUAUUCAUGUUAAAUGUCCUGUUCCAUCUUC
Schistosoma guineensis is the source of this 3666-nucleotide messenger RNA. The record is from the annotation of a GenBank genome assembly. Lineage: Eukaryota; Metazoa; Platyhelminthes; Trematoda; Strigeidida; Schistosomatidae.